This is a messenger RNA of Westerdykella ornata, 837 nucleotides long. RefSeq lists its product as uncharacterized. The coding region runs from base 1 to 837 and encodes 278 amino acids. NCBI's taxonomy places the organism in Eukaryota, Fungi, Ascomycota, Dothideomycetes, Pleosporales, Sporormiaceae. The record is from RefSeq and is a predicted model, not a curated record. The transcript has 2 exons.
AUGCUCAACCUGCUCAGCAAGCUAAUCGAUCGGGGCAUUGCACGAAAGGUCAAUCGCAAGCGCCUUGCGCGUCAGCAACGCGAGGACAAUGUGCGUGAAGAAUGGGCAGAAGCCCUGGUCAGUCUGGAAACCAAGCGCGCGGGAAUGCAGUGGAUUGCCGACAACCAAAGGUCACCAAACAACCAAGACGCAAGCGCCCUCUUCAGGCUCUCGCCUGAGCUCCGAAUCGCCAUUUACGGCUAUCUUUAUGCAGGGUUGGAUGUGUUCAUCUAUGAGAUUACACCUUACCAUCUUACAGAUCUGGUCAUUCGCACUGAUCGAAGACUACGGCUGUUCUCUUUCUCAGAGACAUGCCUGCUGGCAUACCAUGAGUCUCAGGAGUACAUCUACAAACAUGCCGUUUUCUGUGUUGAGCACGCUUUCUGCGUGCGCUUACUUCCUUUCUUUGUUGCUCCUACAUGGCUCCAUACAAUACGACACCUCCGACUGCAGUUCUUGGUUGAGGGCCUCUACUCUCAGGCGUGGCCGUCUUUACUCCCUCCGCACGACGAAGCGACAUGGGAGGAAGCUUGGGAUAUCGUCUCCAACAUGAAAGGACUCCAGUUGUUGGUGGUCAAACUCAGACUCAGAGGCCGCUUCAUUGCAGAACAUGCCGAGCAGAAACUGUCCGAAUCACUGAAGAAGGUCCGCGGCGUUGACUACUACAAGUUGUCGCUGGACUGGAUACCUUCCUCCGAGGCAUUCUCUGAGUCUGACUCCACGCCAUGGCACCUUGUAAAGGUUCCAGAAUUUCCAGAUACCUCCACGGCUGGAUUCAGGUGCUCAGAUCUACUAUGA